UACGCAUGCCCAGCGCCGUGUCGCGCAUGCGCUCUCUGAGGCUUCCCUUGACCUCUGACCCGCCGACCACGCUUGAGCCCCGGCCGCGGGGCCAGGAAGUCGGAGUUUGAACCCCCGAGGCAGAGCGGCUGCCAUGGCCAAGUACCUGGCCCAGAUCAUUGUGAUGGGUGUGCAGGUGGUGGGCAGGGCCUUUGCACGGGCCUUGCGGCAGGAGUUUGCAGCCAGCCGGGCCGCAGCUGAUGCCCGAGGACGCGCUGGACACCGGUCUGCAGCCGCUUCCAACCUCUCCGGCCUCAGCCUCCAGGAGGCACAGCAGAUUCUCAAUGUGUCCAAGCUGAGCCCUGAGGAGGUCCAGAAGAACUAUGAACACUUAUUUAAGGUGAAUGACAAAUCCGUGGGUGGCUCCUUCUACCUGCAGUCAAAGGUGGUCCGCGCAAAGGAGCGCCUGGAUGAGGAACUUAAAAUCCAGGCCCAGGAGGACAGAGAAAAAGGGCAGACGCCCCAUACGUGACUGCUCGGCUCCCCCUGCCCACCCCGCCGCCUCUAAUUUAUAGCUUGGUAAUAAAUGUCUUUUCUGCA
This is a messenger RNA of Nomascus leucogenys (northern white-cheeked gibbon), 579 nucleotides long. RefSeq names its product presequence translocase associated motor 16 (gene PAM16). Gene Ontology annotation, cellular component: TIM23 mitochondrial import inner membrane translocase complex. The record is from RefSeq and is a predicted model, not a curated record. Lineage: Eukaryota; Metazoa; Chordata; Mammalia; Primates; Hylobatidae. Gene Ontology annotation, biological process: protein import into mitochondrial matrix.